AUGAGAGCUGUGCGAUUUCAUGGACGAGGUGAUGUCCGCAUUGACGAGGUCGAAGAACCAGUUUGCGGCAGUGGCCAGAUUCGACCUGCCUUUGUCGGAAUCUGUGGCAGUGACCUCCAUGAGUAUCUUGCUGGCCCAAUCAUUGUCCCUGUCACUCCGCACCCAAUAACUGGCGAGAAGCUGCCGAUCACCCUGGGCCAUGAGUUCAGUGGUACAGUCGAAGAGAUUGGCUCAGGCAUUGCAGGGUUCAAGGUCGGGGAUCGGGUUGUGGUCAAGCCUGACAUCUUUGACGCCACGUGUUCAAGCUGUUCAAUGGGCAGCUUCAAUGCCUGCGAGAAACAGGGAUUUAUUGGGCUCAGCACCCUGGUGGAACCUCUCGCCGUCGCAUGGCACGCCGUAAGCCGCAGUCCUCUGCAGACAACUGACACGGUACUCGUCGUUGGAGCUGGACCGAUCGGUCUGGCUAUUAUCCAGGUACUGAAAGCCAAAGGUAUUACAUCAAUUAUUGCUGUGGAGGUCUCUAAGCAGCGACGAUCAUUUGCCCUGGCCCAGGGCGCCACCGAGGUCCUUAACCCCGUUGGUGUGGAUGCAGUUGCGCAGGUACGCGCCUUGACUGAGAAUCUGGGUGCAGCUAUUGCAUUCGAGUGUUCUGGGGUUUAG
Molecule: messenger RNA, 660 nt
Organism: Penicillium robsamsonii
Lineage: Eukaryota; Fungi; Ascomycota; Eurotiomycetes; Eurotiales; Aspergillaceae
Exons: 4
Coding region: 1-660 (219 amino acids)
Biological process (GO): butanediol biosynthetic process
Cellular component (GO): cytoplasm
Molecular function (GO): zinc ion binding; (R,R)-butanediol dehydrogenase activity
Source: RefSeq, a predicted model, not a curated record